UUUAACUCCGCAGAAGAAGAAGAAGAGGCGGAAGUAGCGUCACCGUUAGCUGUAUGCUAGCUGAUGCUAAGGCUUUAACCUAAAGGCAUGUCUACAGCCUCCAAGGUGGUUCUGACGGCGUCUGUGGUUCUGACUGUGGGCACGGUGGCUGGGGUCCACCUAAGGCAGGCCUGGGACCGAGAGCGCCUCCACGAGGGCGUAGUCCGGGACCUGGAGCGUCUGCAGCGGAAGAAGGAGAACCUGCGGCUGCUGGAGGAGCAACAGGUUCUGACCCGACAGCUGGAGGAGCAACAGGUUCUGACCCGACAGCUGGAGGAGCAACAGGUUCUGACCCGACAGCUGGAGGAGGAGAGGCAGCGGCGAGAGGCCAGGCUCCGCCCACAGGACACCUGAGGCAGGUAAACCCGCGCUGAUGGACAG
Molecule: messenger RNA, 420 nt
Organism: Fundulus heteroclitus (mummichog)
Lineage: Eukaryota; Metazoa; Chordata; Actinopteri; Cyprinodontiformes; Fundulidae
Gene: pet117
Product: protein PET117 homolog, mitochondrial
Exons: 2
Coding region: 88-393 (101 amino acids)
Biological process (GO): mitochondrial respiratory chain complex IV assembly
Cellular component (GO): mitochondrion
Source: RefSeq, a predicted model, not a curated record